UAGAUUUAUAUAAAAAUUGGUUGCGGUCAAAAUUUCUCCAAAAUGCUCGUAAACGUACUUGUUAACGCAUGUGCUUUCCCUCUUCUUCUUUAUUUUUACAAAGAUAGACGUUGAACUAAACGCAUAUGUGUGUCUUUCCAUUUAAUAAUUCAGUAGAUUUUUUUUUUUUCCGAGCUUCAGUAGAUUUUCUUGAAUUUGGAAUUCAAAUAAAAGCUUGCGGAGUCGAAAUUUCCACCAAAUGGUCGCAAAUGCAUGUUUUUAUAUAAUUUGUCUUAACAAAUCAUUAUUAAAUUAAUCUCUAAACAAGUUUGUUUUCUAAGUAAAAAAAUGUAUGAUCCUCAACACAGUAGAACCAAUUUCAAACACGAAACUACUAGCCCAACACUUCAUUAGUAAAAGCAACAUAAUUUGCACAUAAUCGAAUCUACGACCUAUUCCAAAUCACAAAAUACUCUAUCCACUAAGCUACUUAUAUUUUCUAUCUAUUCAAGUUAUUUAUCUAUAUGAUUGUCAGUUUUCAGGAAAUAAGUUAACUGAUUUAUAAAAAAAGAAUCCUGUUAUGGCUUAAUUUCUUGUUUUUUAUUUUAUUUUGGGUGUUGUUGUCUAAACCAUUCAGAUCCUCACCAGUUGCAUAAAUGUUAAACUAAAACAAUAAAUCAUGUAAAUAAAUAUUUACACAUACUCUUCCUCAUAGUUGAUAGUGAUCCCUCGCUGCUUAUAGUUCUGCCUUAAAUUGUCAUUAUACUACUCUCAAUGUCUCCAGAUUUUGUUAAUGUUAAUACAACUGACUCAGUUAACCAUAUCUUCUGGAUUCUGCAUUAAUCAUAUACGGACAAGAGUUUAGAGUGAGAGAGCCUUGGAUUUUAACUAAGCUUAGCCUAAGGUUUAUAGUGUGUAGCUAGAUCUUCAGAUUUUAUGAAUACACAACUUUUGACACGUUUUCUCAUAAUCUCACUCUUAUAAAACCCGAAACGUGUAUCUUCUUCAAUUUUCACGCCCUAAUAGCCUAUAUAAGUAGACACCCUCACAACACCAAAUAUCAUAGCAAAAACAACAACAAAUCCCAGUAAAUAUCUUGACAGAAAUGGAUAAGUUGAAUGUUUUUGUGAGGGGAGACAAUCAAGUGAAUGAAGAGAAGCCUCCAGCUCGAGUGUGUCCACGGUGUGACUCUGACAAUACCAAGUUCUGUUACUACAACAACUAUAGCUUGUCUCAGCCGCGCUACUCCUGCAAGAAUUGUCGUCGAUACUGGACUCAUGGUGGGACUUUAAGGAACAUACCGAUUGGUGGAAGUGGCCGUAAAACCAAGCGUCCAAAGAUAGAUCAACCAUCUGCUGAGAAUCAACAGGUUAAUAAUCACCAACCUUUCUUACAUGGUCAAGAAACUAACGAGUUUGUUGGAACUUUUAAUGGUUCUUCUUCUUCUGAUGUUGUUGUUGGAAACCAUUUCGGUUUUCAUGAGAUUCAUGGUGCUAUGGUAAACAAUGUGCCUCCAGUUCGAAGUUUUCCACCAAUGGAGGCAUUACAUAUCUCUGAUGUAUCAUCUCGACAAGAUUAUUACGACGUUGGAUCCAAUGAUUUGAUUGAUAAUCCUUUGAUAAACCGCCCAACUGAAGAUGAUUUAAACAUGUGGAACGAGAGCUACAACAACACUAUGAACGUGAAUCAUAAUGCCAGCACGAGUGGAAGGAGGGGAUAUCUUUAAGCACUCAUCUCAUGAAUGGAAUCAGAGACAAAUGUGUGUUUACCCGUUGAAUCAUAACCGCUUUACCCGUUGUCUCUUUAUCUUAAGCUAAUAAUGUUUCAGUUUUUAUUUUAUGCAUUAUUCUUCCUUUUUUUCCUAUAAUUUUUUAUGUUGGGUUUCUUUUCGUAGUGUUGAAAGUUUGCAUCUUUGUUUCCCAAAAGAGUCAACAUCGAAUGUUUGUCUGAUCUUUCCUUAUAUAAUUAAUAUAAAUUAUUAUUUAGUCGUGACCUUCGUUAUAUUGUGCCAAUACAUUUUUUAUGCUUGUAGCUUAUAAGCAGGGUUGAGACUCUGACAUCUGAACUUAAGUUCAUGAAACA
Messenger RNA from Brassica napus (rape), 2061 nucleotides. Its product is annotated as dof zinc finger protein DOF4.4-like. The transcript has a single exon. The coding region runs from base 1085 to 1705 and encodes 206 amino acids. NCBI's taxonomy places the organism in Eukaryota, Viridiplantae, Streptophyta, Magnoliopsida, Brassicales, Brassicaceae. Gene Ontology annotation, molecular function: DNA-binding transcription factor activity; DNA binding. Gene Ontology annotation, biological process: regulation of DNA-templated transcription. The record is from RefSeq and is a predicted model, not a curated record.